Staurois parvus is the source of this 282-nucleotide messenger RNA. Lineage: Eukaryota; Metazoa; Chordata; Amphibia; Anura; Ranidae. The record is from the annotation of a GenBank genome assembly.
AGUGUAGCCCCAUCAGUGCCACCUGUCACUGCCUUUCAGUGCCAACUAUCAGUGCCAGUCAGUGUCGUCUAUCAGUGCCAGUCAGUGCCUCCUAUCAGUGCAGCCAAUCAGCGCCACCUAUCAGUGUGCAUCAGUGCCCGUCAGCGCCACCUAUCAGUGCCACCUAACAGUGCCAGUCAGUGCUGCCUAUCAGUGCCAGUCAGUGCCGCCUAUCAGUGCCGCCUAUCAGUACCACCUAUCAAUGCCAUAUAUGAGUGCUGCCUUUCAGUGCCCAUCAGUGAU